This is a messenger RNA of Apus apus (common swift), 4141 nucleotides long. It is a transcript of the gene ANGPT1, whose product is annotated as angiopoietin 1. Gene Ontology annotation, biological process: angiogenesis; Tie signaling pathway. Lineage: Eukaryota; Metazoa; Chordata; Aves; Apodiformes; Apodidae. The record is from RefSeq and is a predicted model, not a curated record. The coding region runs from base 386 to 1882 and encodes 498 amino acids. The transcript has 9 exons. Gene Ontology annotation, molecular function: receptor tyrosine kinase binding.
AAAGGCUGCCUGCUUCCAGCUUGGCUUGAAAGUGCAACCUUAAUAAAACUCACUGAAGUCUGAGAGAAAAUAGCAGUUCUGCAGCAGAUAGUGUAGGGGAAAGAGACUGGGAUAUGCAUAUGCAGCUGACUAAAGCAGGCUACAUGCUGGACUGUAACAGAGAGGAAACAAUAAAUCUUAACUACUAUGCAAUAAAUAUUCCCAAUUUUAACUAAGGAAGCUAUCCUCAUACUGAAAUUAAAACAAUAACACUUUAUCCAAGCUUAAAUACUAAAGUGUGCUUCUCUAGUCCAUUUUCCAAAGACUUUAAGGGAAAUUAAGAGCAAAUUUAAGGAAAGAGGAAAAAAAAGUUUUUCUUAAAGUAGGAAAGGAAAGUAAUAAUAACAUGUCAGUUUUCCUUUCCUUUGCUUUCCUGGCAGCGACUCUUGCUCAUAUAGGCUGUAGUAACCAGCGCCGGGGUCCGGAAGCCAGUGGGAGAAGAUUUAACCGGAUUCAGCAUGGGCAGUGCACCUACACUUUCAUUCUGCCAGAACAGGACGGGAGCUGUCGUGAAAGCACGACAGACCAGUACAACACAAAUGCUCUUCAGAGAGAUGCUCCUCACGUGGAACAGGAUUUCUCUUCCCAGAAACUGCAACAUCUGGAACAUGUGAUGGAAAAUUACACUCAGUGGCUCCAAAAACUUGAAAACUACAUUGUGGAAAACAUGAAAUCGGAGAUGGUGCAGCUGCAGCAGAAUGCUGUGCAGAACCACACCGCCACCAUGCUCGAGAUAGGCACCAGCCUCCUCAGUCAGACAGCAGAGCAGACAAGAAAACUCACAGAUGUUGAAACACAGGUGCUAAAUCAAACAUCCAGACUUGAAAUUCAGCUACUAGAAAAUUCACUGUCAACAUACAAGCUAGAAAAACAGCUGCUACAACAGACACAUGAAAUCCUGAAAAUUCAUGAGAAAAACAGUUUACUUGAGCACAGGAUUUUAGAAAUGGAAGAAAGGCACAAAGAGGAGCUGGACACUUUGAAGGAGGAAAAAGAGAACCUACAAAGCUUGGUCACACGACAAAGCUACAUAAUCCAGGAGCUAGAGAAGCAGUUAAACAAGGCAACAAGCAAUAACAGUGUCCUGCAGAAACAGCAGCUUGAAUUGAUGGAUACAGUUCACACUUUGAUCACUCUGUGUUCCAAGGAAGGAGUUUUGCUAAAGAAUGCAAAAAAGGAGGAAGAAAAGCCUUUCAGAGACUGUGCAGAUGUAUACCAAUCUGGUUUUAACAAAAGUGGGGUCUACACUAUUUAUAUUAACAACGUUUCAGAUCCUAAAAAGGUCUUUUGCAAUAUGGAAAUUGCUGGAGGAGGAUGGACAGUUAUACAGCACCGAGAAGAUGGGAGUCUUGAUUUUCAAAAAGGCUGGAAAGAAUACAAAAUGGGUUUUGGUAGCCCAUCAGGUGAACAUUGGCUGGGAAAUGAAUUUAUCUUUGCAAUAACAAGUCAGAGGCAAUAUUCUCUAAGAAUUGAAUUAAUGGACUGGGAAGGAAACCAGGCAUAUUCACAGUAUGACAGAUUUCACAUAGGAAAUGAAAAGCAGAAUUACAGGCUUUAUUUAAAAGGUCACAGUGGAACAGCUGGAAAACAGAGUAGCCUGAUCUUACAUGGUGCUGAAUUCAGUACAAAAGAUGCUGACAAUGACAACUGCAUGUGUAAAUGUGCUCUUAUGUUGACUGGAGGGUGGUGGUUUGAUGCCUGUGGCCCCUCCAAUCUCAACGGGAUGUUUUACACAGCUGGGCAAAACCAUGGAAAGCUCAAUGGCAUCAAGUGGCAUUACUUCAAAGGCCCCAGCUACUCCUUACGGGCCACCACCAUGAUGAUUCGGCCCUUGGACUUUUAAAGCCAUUCAGGGAUGGAUCCCAGAACAAACCAGGACAACACUGCCCUCAGCACCACCACUGUCACAUUCUGAAGAUAAAAGGUGAAGGGCUUUUUGGAAGCAACGCAGAGGGAUGAGCCAAAGUUUCUUCACUCUCACUCCAUAACCUACAAAAAUUCUCCAAAUGUCAUCCCACAUUUUGAUGACUGGGGGAGGUUUGAUUUAGAAGAAGGUGGCUGCAAUAAUUUUCCAGAGAGGAACACCUGGAUCUUGUUAUUCUGCCUGGAUCUGGUGCUUGUCAGUGGAUGUCCCUUUUUUAUUAUUUUGUUUUAUUAUUUUUUUUAAUUUUCUUUUAUGUUUUAUUUUUUUUUUUAAUAAGAGAUGCAAAACCAGACUUGAUUAUUCAGCAGCAGCAUCAGAACUUCAAGAACUGAAAUUUAUCAACCAUAGUCUACUGAACUGAAUGUUAUUCAGCAGUGAAAUGCCAACAUUAUAUACAUGGAAAAGGAUUACGGAGACAUCUUCAUUAAAAAUCAUCUUAAAGCACUCCAGGUGACCACUCCAAAUAUUGCUUUUCUUAAAUGAACUGAAUUUGAAUUGAUGGUGGAUUUAUGUUAAUCCAAGGGUCAAAUAAUUGUCUGAAUAUUAUUUUUCAUUAAAUCCUUUAAGAACACAUUUCUCAUAAAUAAACUGAGUCAAAAGUAUGAAGAAUUAUAAGGGUAAUAAGCAUAAGUUCUUCAGGUGCUCUGUAGAGGUAAAUCAGAUAAUUGGUGUAAUCCCUAAGCUAGGAUUUAUAGUGUGAUAGCAAAAGUAGUUGUGUUUCGAGGCUUGUCCCUUCUUUCACUAAAGCAGUCUGAAUGUCAUGUAGAAAAAUUAAUGGAAGGUUUAAAGAAUGUGAAAUAUUAUCCUAAAGAAAAUACAGGAUUUUACAUGGAAUAUUUCCAUCAAAAGGACACAGGAAUGCAAACUGUUAGGGUAUAUAAAAACUACAUAAAUGCAUAGCUUAAGGCAAUGGAUUCAUUUUACAGUAUCCUUGCACGUGUGCAAUUUAUCUUUAAUUAUUUUACUUUUUAAUUACAUUUUUGUGAAUAUCAGAAGCAUGCCAGUUCUACACAGUACUUAGGCUACAACUAUAAAAAAUACUCAUCAGAACUGUAUAGUAAAUAAAGUAUUGUGAACUUGUAAAUAGCAUGUUUAUAUUUCCUGUAAUGGUCAUUUAAUUUGUACAGGCAGCUGACACCCUACUCAAAGGGUGCAAAGCCUCAAAAUGAUAUACAUAUUGAAAGAACUUUAGAAGGCUGCUUAUAGGUUGCUAGCAAGUAAUUUCGUUAUAUUAAAAUAUUGCAGAAAUGUGGGGCUAGAUGCACAAUUUGAUUUCCAGAAAAGAUGAAGUUCCUAUAAUAAAAAGCAGCAAAAGUAGCUGGCUGGCCCAUGAAGUUGCAGUAGGAACCCAAAUCUUGCUAUUUUAAAGCCUCUUGAGAUUUAGUCAUAUUAAUAAAGUCCAUUUGGGAAAGUAACUUUCAGUCGUUCUACUUCUAUACAUAAAAGAAAAAAGUUUACCUUGAUCCCACUGAAAUCAAAGGUAAGAUUGAUCAUUAAAUUGGGACCAACAUGAUAUGCAAAAUCUGAAUGUGGUCAGUUUUUUGCUUGUCUGUUUCUUGCUUUUUUUCAUUCAUUAAACUGUUUCUGAGAACAGGCACAACAAAGAUCUGAUUCUUUUUUUAAAUUAUGAUAAUAUAAUAAGUGCUUUUUUUCCUGGUGUUUGUUUUGUUUUGUUGGCUUUUGGUUUGGUUUUGGUUGUUGUUUUUUUUUUCGUUUAGCAGUUUAUUUUUAUGGAAUAGAAAAAACAGAAAAAAAUUGCUUGGAUUUUCAAAACACUUCUUCUUAAAGGUCACAAGGCCCCACAGUGUUCUCUGUUUUUUUUACCAUUUGAUGUUUGUUUGGUUUUAAGUAGGAAGAUCUUCGUUUUUGUGUAUUUGUAUAUAUUUAUAUAUAUAUUUGAAAUAGACUUGCCCAAGGGUUAAAUUUCCAUUUUCUGCUGAAUAAGUUACAAAACUACUCCUUACUCAGCAAUUUCUUCACAGAGCUGUUUUGUCUCAGUUUCCAGCAGGUUUUUAAAACAGUCUUCAUUUAUGUCCAAAAUAUGUGGUCUGUCUUCCUCCAUAUUCUCAAUAGAUAUAUUUGUUCACAUCUCCAAGUUAGGGAUGUUAUUUUUGCAGAUGCUAUUGCAAAAGACAAAACACAUUUAAAAUCAAAAGCAUGAUAUUUACUGUUUAUUUA